Molecule: messenger RNA, 1848 nt
Organism: Cyclospora cayetanensis
Lineage: Eukaryota; Apicomplexa; Conoidasida; Eucoccidiorida; Eimeriidae
Exons: 4
Coding region: 1-1848 (615 amino acids)
Source: RefSeq, a predicted model, not a curated record
AUGCCUUACGCCUUCCUGACUGGCCCCUGGUAUUUGAACUGGACGCCCUUCAACGACCUCUUGGUCAAGGAGGGUGUUUAUGCGUGGCUGUGCUCCUCUCCUGGAGCGCUGGAGACACCGAUCGGCGGCGUCGGGGGAGAAGGGCUUCACGACGGGGGAUCUCGUGAAGGCUUCGUGCGAGGCCGUUGUCUGGCGCAGGAAGAGGCUCUCUCCAAUCUGUUCACUGUUGUGUCUAUGACAACCUUCUGCUGCUCAGUUUUCAGCGGACUGCUCCUGGAUCAUGUCGGCGCGCGCAUGUGCGCCGUCACUGGAUGGAGCCUGAUGAUUGGGGGGUGGUUGCUGGUGUGCUGCAGCAGCAGUCGAUUCAAUGGAUACGGCGUUGGUCUAGGCCUCUUGGGAGCCUCCAUUGACGCUGCUUUCUUUCCUCUGAUUGCGGAAGCGCGUCACAGCGGGCCUAAGUCUGGAUUCGCUGUAGCUACACUGGGAGCGUGCCGAUCAGGGGCCUUCUCUGUUCCCCUGGCGCUUCGCGCGCUCAACAGUCGCGCUGGGCUGUCUCUCUCUGCCCUCUCCAUCUUUGUUGGCGUCAUUCCCUGUCUCCUCUGCGUCGUGGUGGCACUCCUCUGCCUCCCUCCCGGAAUUCCUCUCUACACCCUGAUAAAGGCCAGGAAAACUCGCAGGGGGCCCCCCCUCUCCACGCAGGCAGCGCUCGCAGACGGCCUCAGUGGAGGCGUCGUUGUGAACCCCUGCUUCUCGAAUGCUCGCGCAAGGACUGCAGGAUUCUCGGAAUCGACGGCAGCAAAGGCAACGACGUGUGCGACAGUAGCCGCAGCACUGGCGCGCACAGCUGCGGAUACAGGGGAAAAGGAUGGAGACUUAGCCGUUGCUGCGGCAGCAGGAGAUCCUUUGGCUUCAGAGGAAAGUCUUCUGGGGAUGCGUGGUCGUAGAUCCCCUCCCGCUUCAGGAUCCUACCAGGGGUCACAGCAUGCGUUUCUUGUUGAUAUUGUAUCUGAACUGAGAAGCCCUCACUUUUUGUUCCUCGUUCCUGUGGCUUUCACAAACGUCCUGAGUGCUUCCUUCUAUCUUCCCUCGGGUUCUUACUUACUGCCAGACGCCUACGACAUGAGCCAAGUUGCGCACAUCCUCCCCUGCGUCUUUGCUCCUAUCUGGGGGUAUGCAGCAGACGUAGUUGGAGUGGUCCCCACAAUGGCUGUGUGCAACUUGGUAGCCUUGACUGCGCAUGCCUUGCUAUUGCCUCUACCCGCAGCUCCGCUUGCGCAGCAGGAGGCCUCUGCCGUUCUGUCGGCUGCCAGGCUGGGCUUCUUAGCCACUCAGGUGUACUGUUACUGCAACGUGGUGUUCUCUGCGCGCAAUCUAGGGACGCUCAUCGGUAUCACGUGGACUAUCGCUGGCUUGGGGCCCCUCGUCGCAGGAACCAUGAGGCAGAGGAGUCUCGAGACGGGAGAUUUCCGAUCCAUGCUGAGCAUAACGGUGGGUUUGGCUGGGAUAAACGUGAUUCUCAUUGCCGCCCUCUUCUUCCUCCUGAGGAAACGUCCUGUCACGGCGUGCAGACAGCGAGAGGACGAAAGACCCCACAUCCACAGCCACAACGCACGAGCACAGAAAAAGGCACCCAUAUUUGUUGCCAUUGACCGUUGCAGCCGUGCGUUGGCUCUCUUACGCGGGCCCCCAGGGCCCCCCGAGGCCCCCCUUUUGAUAUCAUCUUGUCUCGCACUGCGCAUUUUGCCCAAAAGGCAGGAGACGCUUUUUCUGAGGCUUAGGCCGUGGGUAGGGGGAGCAAGCGGCACUAAAAAAUCCUUGACCGCCAAAGGAGUACUUCGAACGUAUUAG